AUGCCUAAGCUGUAUGACAAACCCGACUUUUAUGUCAAUAAUAUACACCAGUUCAGCAACCAUGGAGCGGACGAUCUGUCGCAAUCUCGGUUGGCUGCCAAGGACCUGGUCUUGAACGUCCUCAAGAAGCGAGCUGCGGAGGUCGACACCGACCGAUGCGCUCCUGGCGAAGAAGAUCCUUUCUAUGUGGCAGACAUGGGUGAGGUUUACCGCCAGCAUCUGCGCUGGAAAAUGAACCUAAGCCGAGUGCGCCCCUUCUACGCGGUCAAGUGCAACCCCGAUCCGGAGGUCCUCCGCCUCAUGGCCAAGCUUGGAAACGGUUUCGACUGUGCUUCCAAGGCGGAGAUCGACCUGGCUCUUUCGACGGGCGUCGACCCUAGCCGCAUCAUUUAUGCGCAGCCCUGCAAGACCAAGUCCUACCUGCGCUACGCCGCCAAAGUUGGCGUGAAGCAGAUGACCUUUGACAACGCCGAUGAGCUGUACAAGAUCAAGGCCUGCUAUCCAGAGGCGGAGCUCUACCUGCGCAUCCUUACCGACGACUCGAACAGCUUGUGCCAGUUCAGUAUGAAGUUUGGCGCGUCUAUGGAUGUCGCCCGUCGGCUUCUCGAGCUGGCUCACGAGCUUGAGCUCAAGAUUGUUGGCGUGAGCUUCCACGUCGGCUCCGGCGCAGAGGACCCCAAGGCCUUCCUCAAGGCCGUUCAGGAUGCGCGCCUGAUCUUUGACCAAGCCGCUGAAAUCGGCCACGAGCUGCACACCCUUGAUGUUGGCGGCGGCUUCACCGGGGAGACUUUCGAGAAGUUUGCUGGUGUUCUUGACAGCGCUCUCGAAACUUACUUCCCUCCGAACAUCCGCAUUAUCGCCGAGCCGGGCCGUUACUACGUUGGUGGAGCAUUUACACUAGCCGCAAACGUCAUUGCGCGCCGCGGUGUGCGGGAUCCCGAAGAGCCCAGCAAUGAUGCUUACAUGAUUUACCUCAACGAUGGUGUGUACGGCAACUUUUCAAACAUCAUCUUUGACCACCAGCAUCCAGAGGCACGCAUCCUCACUUGCGCAACUGAGGCCAACGGCCGGCCAGCUUCCGAGGAUGUGACCUACUCCAUCUGGGGACCCACCUGCGACGGCAUCGACGUCAUUAGCCAGCGCAGCCGGCUUUCCGGCUUGUUGGACGUUGGCGACUGGCUCUACUUCGAAGAAAUGGGCGCCUAUACCAAAUGUAGCGCCACGCGCUUCAAUGGCUUCUCCGACAACCAUGAGGUGAUUUACAUCUCUAGCGAGGCGGGCGCCUCUGCUCUUCUUGAAUAUUAG
Messenger RNA from Aspergillus mulundensis, 1305 nucleotides. Its product is annotated as type III PLP-dependent enzyme. The transcript has 2 exons. The coding region runs from base 1 to 1305 and encodes 434 amino acids. Gene Ontology annotation, molecular function: ornithine decarboxylase activity. The record is from RefSeq and is a predicted model, not a curated record. NCBI's taxonomy places the organism in Eukaryota, Fungi, Ascomycota, Eurotiomycetes, Eurotiales, Aspergillaceae. Gene Ontology annotation, cellular component: cytoplasm.